AGUGUAAAUUCGUUUCGCUCGGUUAGGGUUUUUUUCACCCGAAAUCCCAUCGUCCAUCGGUCAGGAUGAAAAUCACGAAACAUAAGAAAACGCGAAAGUAUAUGAGCUUCUACAUAAACAAUUUCGGGUUUCGCGAGCCACUGCUCUGCCUCAUUGAUGGAAGCUUCUGCCAUGCGGCGUACAAGAUCCGGUUACAGGUUGAAGAGCAGCUGAAAAAGUACUUCCAGUGCGAGGUGAAACCGAUCGUGACGGCCUGUAUCAUCACGGAGACGGACAACCUUGGGGCCGGAUUCGUCGGAACCAGUCAGCUGUUGAAACGAUUCCUCGUGCACCGGUGUGGUCACGAAAAGCGGCCGAUCAGUGGCUCCUCCUGUAUCAAGGCCAUCUCGCAAACCAGCCGCUACAUCGUGGCGACCCAAGAUCGCGCGCUACAGGAGUGGAUUCGCUCGAAACCGACCAUCCCGCUGUUCUACCUGCACAACAGUUCCGUGCCAACGUUGGUGCAACCGUCCGAAGCCAAUCGCAAGGCUGCCGCCGAAGGGCAACGCAAUCGGGUCGAAGUGCGCACGCUAGACCACGAAACGCUCACCGGAUUGAAAAAGAAAGAGGGCCUCGCAGAGGCUACCGGGCCGAUCGUGCGGAAAAAGAAACGGCCCAAAAACCCUAAUCCACUUUCGUGCAAAAAAUCAAAAAAGAAGAAAGAAGCGCCCAACGGCGCCGGCGGCCCGUCGGUCACUGAGGGUAAAGUAACGAAGAAAAGUAGGAAACGUAUCAAAUUGCCCAAACAUGUGGUUGAGCAACUCAAAAGUAGUGUAGGCAAAUAAACUGAAUAAUUAAACAGAACCGUUGGUCUGAAGUCAUGUUUAUUGCUCAUUGCACGAGGAUGCCGUUAGAAAACUGUUAGUUUUCUGUCUUCAACCCGAACGUUUAA
Molecule: messenger RNA, 931 nt
Organism: Anopheles bellator
Lineage: Eukaryota; Metazoa; Arthropoda; Insecta; Diptera; Culicidae
Product: rRNA-processing protein UTP23 homolog
Exons: 2
Coding region: 66-824 (252 amino acids)
Cellular component (GO): small-subunit processome; nucleolus
Molecular function (GO): small ribosomal subunit rRNA binding
Source: RefSeq, a predicted model, not a curated record